Messenger RNA from Folsomia candida, 2975 nucleotides. Its product is annotated as polycomb group protein Pc. The coding region runs from base 315 to 671 and encodes 118 amino acids. NCBI's taxonomy places the organism in Eukaryota, Metazoa, Arthropoda, Collembola, Entomobryomorpha, Isotomidae. The transcript is spliced from 7 exons. The record is from RefSeq and is a predicted model, not a curated record.
AACCUUGAGCCCAAUAUUUUCCUUCCUUACGUUGGUUCAGUGUGUAGUUUAACUUAAGGGACGGAAGGCCAUUGAAACCUUGGCAUAUUAAAGAGGAGAAAAAUCGCUCAAUUGUGUCUGCCACGUCAGAGUAAUCCCACUCUUUUUCACUGAUGAAAAAUACUUUCGUGACGAAAAAUUCGAGUUGAAAAGUGGUUAAGUGAAAGUGAAAAUUGUACGAAAUUCGUGUCCUUGACAGAGCUCAAUUCUAUAAAAAAUCUCAUGGACUGAAAACCCGACUUUAUCCGGAUCGCUCAGGGUUUGACGACGACUGGAUGGAAUUUCACAAUGAGGAAGAUCAGGUUUACGUUGCAGACCGCAUAGUGAAGCAACGUGUCAGGAGGGGGAUGGUCGAGUAUUUCAUAAAAUGGAGAGGAUUUAGCUCUGCUUACAAUACGUGGGAGCCAAAAGAGAACGUUUUGGAUUUAAGACUGAUUGAAUUGUUUGAAGAGAGUGAGAUGACGGACGGAACAGAUGCCUCUGACGACGACAGGAUGGAAUUGCCUAAUGCGGGAGAUCUAGUUUACCUUGCAGAGCGCAUAGUGAAGCGACGUGUCAAGGAGGGUGCGGUGCGGUGCGGUACGGACAACAAAAUGUUUAUGCACCCUGGUAUACUUCCCAGAAUUAUGUAGACUAUCCAACAAUACAACUCUUCUUUUUGACAUUCGCUUUACACGGUUGAAAAAUUAAUCGCUUCAAACUUUAUUAAACUAGUCGCCAUACAUACAUAAGCACCGCUUGUUUUUAUAAGAAUUAAUCGAAUUAAAUGUCAUUAAAAUAAAUACUCUGGUGUUUUUCUGCAAUAGGAGGAAACGGAUGUUAUUUAUUUCCCAUUAAUAUGGGACACGUAGUAACCAAAAGUUUGAAAAGGGCUUAUCCAUAUAUUACGUCAUUGAAAAUUCUAGAUUUUAGCACGCACUCACCCAACGUAAACAUUAAGGGAUCGGGAAUUUUAGCAUGGGAAAGAUACGAAGACCUAAACCACCCACUCACUAAAAUGAUGACGUAAUAUAUGGACCUUCCCAAACAGUUAGGCACACAACUUUUGUGUCAAAUAAAGUUGAAGUAAACUUAUUUUUCCUACUAGACUUGUGUUACGGCCGGGGCUUAUCAACUUCAGAAUUAUCUUCUCGUGAUAACUAAUUUUCUGGUGAUCUGACCUCGUGCCGUAAUGAACUUAUGCGUAGACUUGACUUGGACUUAUUUUACUUAUUGGACUUUAUACUGGACUUGGACUUAAACUGGACUUGGACUGGUCUAAAAACUGGUUAAAUACUGGUUAAAUGCUGGUUUUAUGCUGCUUUAGUGCUUGAGUUUGCUUAAUGUAGAGUAUAUGUAAUUAAAUAACUAAAAACUUUUAAUUAGAACCUUCUCGUUAAUUAAAUUUUAGUAUUUCUUCGAAUACUUCUAUGCUACAAAAAAUGGAGCUUCUUACUCGCUCGACUUACUACAAGAGACUAACUUAACUCAACGUUCACUUUCUCAUUCACUCGCUCGCUGACAAAUGACGCUUCCCUUCUCCCACUCAAACUCACGUCACCAUGGCAUCUACCACCUCGUUAUGGGGCAAUUGCACACUAACAUUCAUACGUACUAAAAUCUUAACUAAACAAUCAUAUAAAAUUACAUGAACUUAAUACGCAUAAAUUAACCAUAAUUUAACUUAUGCCUCGCCGCAACAACUUGAAUAAUAAAUUUAAUCCGAGUUAAUUUUUAUUCGAGUAGAUACGCAAAUAAGCAAAAAGUUCACAUAAAUGCUGAACUUUUAGGAUUUGCAGAGAUACAUGCAUAAUUAAAUCGCUUACACACAAUUUUGCAUGCAAUGGUGAUUAAUUGUUCUGGGUUGAGUUGCAUCGCGUUAUUUUCUGCUGUGUACACAUGAUCUGAUAAAUUAUUCUCAAAUUAUCAGACUCACGUGUCCUCAGGGUGCCUUCAGCCCUAGCCACAAUUUGAUGCAUUGCAGAUUCCGUUGACCUGCCUUUCAUAUAAGCGUACUGAUUGUUGCCCAUCAGUCCCCCUGUAAGCUCAGGCGUCCUGAUGUGCCAAUCAAUCAGCCGUUCCAUGGUUUUAAGGAAGAAAGAGGUUAGCGAGAUGGGCCUCCAGCUAUUUGCCCUUUCGUAACUAUCCUUUCAUGGCUUUGGAAUAAAGAUGACUUUGGUCUCCCUCCAUGGCCUCGGAGUGUAGCCAUGUUGUAAGCAGGCCCUCAUCACCGUAGUUGGAGGUCCACUCACACCAAAGCUGACCACUUGGAGCAUUUUAGGAAACACGUCAUCCACUCCCGCCGCCUUAUAAGGACCAAAUGACUUAAUGGCCUUUUCCACCAACUCCGGGUUGACAUAAGAGUCGAUCCUCGCAGUGGUUUCCACUGUUAGAGACAUUCCCCUUUCAGCCCCUUUCGGGUCUGGUGGGUAAUGUUUCUCUAUCAGCACUUGAAGUGAUUGUUUCACAUCCACCGUAUAACCACCAUUCGUAUCCUGAAUACGCCCAAGUCGAUUGACUUGGUCAUUCUUCAGAACACGAUGCAGCCGAGAUGUUUCAUGAGUGGAUUCAAUUUCCCCACAAUAAGUCCUCCAGGAGUCCCGCUUUGCCGUCCGGAGUGCAUAUAUGUAUCUGUUCCUGACGACGCAAUAAGCCUCCCAAGAGUCCUUACUCUUGUCAGCAAUAUACACCUUCCAGUGUGUACGCGUUGAUUUCCGCAGAAGGUCCAGUUCCCGAGACCACCAAGGAAUUACGCGUUUCCUUGGUUUCACUAGUUUGAGAGGGCAUGCCUCAUCAAAUCCCUCCUUCAGAACCCGAACUAUCCUAUCAACAUGCAUGUCUAUUUCCUCCGUAGAGGAAAUCUCCAUGCCGUCCAUAGUGCUCAAUUUCGGUUUCACGAGCUUUGCGUAGAGCUCCCAAUUCGUUUUCUUUUUGUUCCGAUAAUACAUUGGUUUCGG